This is a messenger RNA of Drosophila hydei, 1615 nucleotides long. Its product is annotated as N-acetyl-D-glucosamine kinase. The record is from RefSeq and is a predicted model, not a curated record. The transcript is spliced from 5 exons. Gene Ontology annotation, molecular function: N-acetylglucosamine kinase activity. Lineage: Eukaryota; Metazoa; Arthropoda; Insecta; Diptera; Drosophilidae. Bases 424 to 1476 code for a protein of 350 amino acids.
AUAAGAUAUUUAAUUUAUAAUAGUAAUAUACAGUUGGUCUGCACACUUAAGGGUUAAACUCUGGUCUGCUACUUUUAACAUGGCGUUUUGCAGCCCUGCUGCUGUUACAACAUCUGUUUACUGUGGCGGAUGCUAAUCUUUAAAUAACAAUCCAGCUGUCUGAAAACAAUAUUUGGUGCGUGGGUUUCAAAACGUUUGGACGUGAGACCGUAUCAACACCUCUAUUGGCGGGUAAGAAUUAAAACGAUAGAUUCUUUGCGUGUAUUUCUACAAGCAGCUGUUUUAAACUUAAAUUGUACAAUUCAGUGUAAAAGUAUAUACAUAGCGCGUGUGUAAAUAGUAAAUAUAACGGGCUUUGAUUGAGGCGUGGAUAUAUACGAGUUCCCCGUUACGCGGCUUCAAACUAAAGUUCAGACAACUAAAAUGCGAUAUUUUGGCGGCAUUGAAGGAGGAGCGACGCACUCACGUCUGGUCAUCUGUGAUGAGAGCGGUGUGUCGGUGGGCAUGACCAGUGGUCUGGGCACAAAUCAUUGGGGCAUAGGAAUACCGACAUGCGCCCGUCGAAUUGCUGAUAUGGUAGAGCGAUGUAAGGAAGAGGCUAACAUACCAAAAGAUGUGCCAUUGACGAGCUUGGGUCUCAGCCUGAGCGGAUGCGAACAGGAGGCAACCAAUCGCGACCUUGAGCUGGAGCUGCGACGAACAUUUCCCAAUCUGGCCGUGAGCUAUGCCGUCACAAGCGACACAAUGGGCAGUAUGUUCACGGCAUCCUCCAUUGGUGGGAUCGUCCUCAUCUCGGGCACCGGCUCCAAUUGCCUGUUGCGUAACCCGGAUGGCAGCACAGCCAACUGUGGUGGCUGGGGCCAUUUUCUGGGGGACGAGGGCAGCGCCUGGUUUAUAUCCUAUCGUGCAACUAAGGUAGUGUUUGAUGAUAUUGACAACCUGGUCAAGUCGCCUUAUCCCAUUGAGGAGACCUGGUCGCUUAUUCGGGAACACUUCAGCAUUGAGACACGCUACGAUAUGCUGCCCUAUUGUUAUGCCAAAUUCGAUAAGCCCUUCUUUGCCAAUCUGUGCGAGAAGCUGGCGAGGAAUGCCGAAAACGGCGACAAGCUGGCUUUGUCGCUGUUCCACGAGGCUGCUAUCCAUCUGGCGUGCAUGAUCAAGGCGCUGCUGCCCAAGGUCCACGAGGAUCUGGUUAAGUCUGGCGAUCUAAAUAUUGUCUGUGUCGGGUCGGUAUGGAGUAGCUGGAACCUGCUGCAGGAGGCUUUCAUCAAAGAGAUCUCGAAAAUGAGGAUCGAUUACAAUCUCAAGCUGGUGCGGAUCACCAAAAGCUGCGCCUAUGGCGCCUGUUAUCUGGGCGCCGACAGCGCUAAAUUUGAGUUGCCACGGAACUAUGCGGACAACUUUACCGUGCUACACGUCCAUCCCAAGAGAAGUCCGCUUAAAAAUGGGGUCGCAACUAACGCCUCUGGCAAUUAACUGAAUAAAGUAAAAAAACUGUAUUACUGAGUCAUUCCGAGAAUUGUCAGAAAACAAAAAACCGAACUAUUUGUUAGCUAAACUAUUCCAAAUUGAAUUUAUGUAUUACAAAUAUAUUAGAAAUAAACAAUAAUAAAUA